Camellia sinensis is the source of this 1822-nucleotide messenger RNA. The record is from RefSeq and is a predicted model, not a curated record. NCBI's taxonomy places the organism in Eukaryota, Viridiplantae, Streptophyta, Magnoliopsida, Ericales, Theaceae.
CAUUAGAAAGCAUGCAACAGCACUUGUUGCUUCUGGUCUGUUUGAGGAACCAAUUGACCCUACAGUUGCUUCACAGAAAAGUGUAUUUGCAGUUGGCAUGAUCUGCUGUGAAGAAGAAGGCCAUUUGAAGGAGAAACCUGUCUUGCUGCAAAGCAGUGUUGAGCAUUCUGGAGGGCAACGGGUGCGUCUUGACUUACAAAAAUUGAGCCAAUUUUCAAUUUUUCCUGGUCAACUAAACUAUGACAGCAACAAUACUUUUGCACGUGUUUCUAUUUGCAACCAACUUAUGUAUUAUUGGGUUUUUCACAGUCCAUGCUCUCAUUGGAUUUGGUGAUAUUUCAGGGCUAAUACAAACGAGCUUUGGAACAUCAACUACAUUAUGGAAACUAUGAGAAUUCGUUUGCCAAGUUGCCAACUUACGAAUUGGAUGGAAAUGAUUAGUGACAGACAUGGGCAGUUGAAAACUGCAGAGGCCCCUGGAUGCGUAUGCCAUCUUGUUUUUCAGAAGGCAACAAUGAACUAAAGUUCAAAUUGAGGACAACAUCCUACUAAUAACAUGAGUGGACCAUUCCAUGAGACAUCUGAAGGGCGCGCGCGGGGAUUCUUUUAAUGCUGCCCGCCCCUUUCUCUGUUACACACAACAACAUUCAAACCUCAGAAUCAGACACCAAACCGAAGACAAACACCUCACCGCAGCCCACCGUACGGAAGACAUUGCCACGGCCAUGACCAUCACCACCACCGCAAAGCACCAUCGGCACAACCACAGAUCUCAGGUAAUGCUGGUCGUCUUCCGCAGUUGGUUCCUGAUCAAACCCUCAAGCUGAAGCAACUUACUGUGCUAACACUGGCUGAGACAGACAAGGAUUUGCCCUAUGACAUAUUGAUGCAGGAGUUGGAUGUGACAAACGUACGCGAACUUGAAGAUUUUCUUAUCAACGAGUGCAUGCAUGUGGUAGUUACAAAACUGGUGAUCUAGGCUUUGAAAGUGUCUCGAGCUCUGGAUGAUGACCCUUCAUUUGGUGUUGUACAAUUAUUACUUUGCUUUACAAUGUUAUUAAGAAUAGCCAGGCUGAGGAAGCUGCGAUUGCUGCAUUGAAGAGAGCUUUUGGUGCUUUGAGCGUUCAUCUGGCUUCAAAUACUUACCUGGUUGGUCAUGCUGUGACCCUGGCUGACAUUAUCAUGACAUGUAACUUGUUUCCGGGAUUCACUAAUGUCAUGACUAAGAGCUUUACUGCUGAGUUCCCUCAUGUUGAGAGAUACUAUUGGACCAUGGUUAACCAACCAAAUUUCAAAAAGGUAAUAGGUGAGGUAAAACAGGCAGAGAUCAUAACUGUUGUGUUUGCGAAGAAGCCUACUCAACCUAAAGAAGCUGCUAAAUAAAAGCCCAAGGAGGAGCCAAAGAAAGAAGCCAAGAAAGAACCAGCAAAGCCCAAAGCAGAAGAUGUUGAGGAAGAGGAGGAGGCACCAAAGCCUAAAGCAAAAAAUCCUCUUGAUCUACUGCCCCCAAGUAAGAUGAUACUGGAUGAGUGGAAGAGGUUGUACUCCAAUACCAAGACCAACUUCCGUGAAGUUGCAAUCAAAGGUAUAAAUUCAAUUAUGAGCUUAAUGUUACUUGUUGGAAUCUAUAGUAAUACCUUUAUACUGCAUUUGAGCCUUUUUUUUUUCUUCUUCUUUUGUUUGUUGGCAUAUGAAAUGUUACGAGCUUGAGGUUGGUUCUGCUGACCGCUCUAUUUGUUUUUGGUGUGUUCCACUUUCUUGUGUGCAAAUGCCUCCACUCACUUCCUCCAAAAAAAUAAAUAAAAAAUGAUGCAGUUUUUCA